Colletotrichum truncatum is the source of this 135-nucleotide messenger RNA. The record is from RefSeq and is a predicted model, not a curated record. Lineage: Eukaryota; Fungi; Ascomycota; Sordariomycetes; Glomerellales; Glomerellaceae.
AUGCCGCCGUCGUCGAAGCGAGCGACGCGCAAUGUAAUUGCUGCGCUCGUCUUGGCUGAACAUGCUUCUAGCUCUGAGCGAAUGCCAGAAAAGCAGAUUGGCUCGUUGGGGGUGAUCAGGUCCACGGCCAUAUAG